Merops nubicus (carmine bee-eater) is the source of this 690-nucleotide messenger RNA. RefSeq names its product serine/threonine-protein kinase PRP4 homolog. The record is from RefSeq and is a predicted model, not a curated record. The transcript has 2 exons. NCBI's taxonomy places the organism in Eukaryota, Metazoa, Chordata, Aves, Coraciiformes, Meropidae. The annotation marks the transcript as partial.
GAGGAGCGCUGGAUGUGCCCGCGGUCCGUGAGCACAGGAAGAAGGUGGAGGAUGCUGAUGCAUCAGAGAAGAGUGUCCAUGAGGAGAACGGGGAGGUGUCGGAGGCAGAGCAGCCUCAGGGCAAGCACAGCCGGCACAAAAAGAAGAAACACAAACACCGGAGUAAACACAAGAAACACAAACACUCUUCAGAAGAAGAUAAGGACAAAAAACACAAACACAGACACAAGCAUAAGAAACAUAAACGGAAAGAGGUAGCUGAUGCCUCUGACAAAGAAGAUGGACCAGCAAAAAGAACUAAAAUUGAUUUUUUAGCUCCUCUGGAAGACUUGGAGAAACAAAGAGCGUUAUUGAAAGCUGAGCUUGAAAACGAGUUAAUGGAAGGGAAGGUCCAGUCUGGGAUGGGGUUAAUUCUGCAAGGCUACGAGUCGGGGUCUGAGGAGGAGGGGGAGAUCAAUGAAAAGGCACGGAAUGGAACGAGACCUGCAGCCAAGGCCAGCACUAAGGGGAAGCUGGAGCCCGUGGACAAUAAACCUAGUUCCAAGAAAGCAAGUAAGAGUGAAUCAAAAGAAAGGACUAGGCACAGGUCUGACAAAAAGAAAGGCAAGGCGGGAGUCGACGGCAUCAAAGAGAAGACGACGAGAAGCAAGUCAAAAGAGAGGAGGAAAUCCAAAAGCCCUUAUAAGAGAA